CAGGAAAACAUUUGGAUAGAGAAAUGAAUUGACUAACUUGCUAACAAACAGACAACUAACUAAAUAUCAUUAGACUCAAUUUUAGGGCGGUUUUCUACGGAUUUCAGCACUCACUCGACAGGAUGUGACGUCCCACCUCCACCUCUUGUCCAUCACAGCUCAGUGGGCUCUGUGUAAUUUAACCAACACGGUGGCCUGUCAACGCGAAAAAGACAGACAGCAUAAACAGUCCACCUUUCGGACUUUUAUAAUAAAAAUGGCCCAGCUGCGGGCCUGUUUGCAGCCUGACAACAACCGCCGUCGUCUGCUAAUCCGAUAGUGCGAAGGACUUUGAGUGACUGCGGGCUGGCUACCUAGCUAACGUUACGCAGCUGUCUGACACCAAAGCUAAUCGGCUACCUACCGUUAGCUGUAGCGGCUCGCUUUGCCAUAUGAUAUUGACGCACAUUGCACAGGGACAGACCUCUACAGAAAGCGACUGGAUCACCAAAACAACCCCCGUCACGCUGAAAUGGACAAAGAAGAAGCCGACCGGCUGAUAGAGAAGGCGAAGCUGUGUUUACGGUCCGGGCGGAAAGAUCGGGCUCUGCAGCUGCUGUAUGAAGCCCAGAAUAUUUACCCCAGCACCCGGGCCAGAGUGCUGAUCGAUGCCAUAGUAAGGAACGGAGGCAACGCUGCUCCACAAGCAAACCACGUGCCCCCGCCGUCAGGCUGGAGAGACGAGGACUUUAAACACAACGAAACGAGUCAAAUGAAUGGUGAUGAAAAGAAGAGCUACACCGAGGAGCAACGGCAGGGUGUUCUCAGGAUAAAGAACUGCAAGGACUUCUAUGAAAUUCUCGGUGUUCCCAAAAAUGCUAGCGAUGAAGAUCUGAAGAAGGCGUACAGGAAGUUGGCCCUCAAGUUUCACCCUGAUAAGAACUUUGCUCCAGGAGCUACAGAUGCUUUUAAAGCAAUAGGCAAUGCAUAUGCAGUGCUGAGCAAUCCAGAGAAGAGGCAGCAGUAUGAUCAAUACGGAGAUCAAUCUGCAACUUCGAACGCACCUCAACAACCCAGCCAUAAUCGCCAUGGCUACUACCGAAGCUUCCACAGAGACUUUGAGGCCGACAUUUCCCCUGAGGAGCUCUUCAACAUUUUCUUUGGAGGACGAUUUCCCACAGGAAAUAUCCAUGUGUACACCAACCAGGGAGCCUCCUACUCUCAGUUCUAUCAGCCUCGUCGUCGACGUGCUUAUGAGAGGCGCGAGGAGGUGGUGGAGGAAAACCAGAGUCAGAACACCUUCACAGCGCUCCUGCAGCUUCUCCCUGUGCUGGUGCUAAUCCUCAUAUCAGUAUUUACUCAGAUGAUGGCCACUAACCCGCCCUACAGUCUCUUCUAUAAGCCGGCCAUGGGGCUGGUGGUGUCCAGGGAAACGCAGCACAUGGGUGUACCAUACUAUGUGGAUAAAAGUUUUGAGAAGGAAUAUCGCGGAGCUGCGCUGGAUGAAUUAGAGAAAACGAUUGAGAGCGACUAUAUCGAACACUUGCAGAGCAGCUGCUGGAAAGAGAAACAGCAAAAAUCAGACUUGGCAAACCUCGGACAACUGUACCGAGAUGAACGUUUAAAGCAGAAGGCAGAGUCAAUGAGGCUCGACAACUGUGAGAAACUGCAUCGAUUGGUUGGGCGUCAGAGAGGCAAAUGAGGACUGUUUGAGAGGAGAACACGUUUCUUUACAGACUUUACAACAAUGCAUUUUAGUAAGGGGGGAAUUUAUCCAAUCUGGCCACUUUGUAAAGAAAUCUCUUUUAGGUACAGCGCAGUCAGUGGCAGAUUAUGCCUCUGGAAACAAUGUGCCUUCUCUCCUCUUUGAUGGUAGAAGAUAGAGUUGCAUGUCAGCUGCCAACCCUGACUGUGGUGGCAGCAGCAUCACGUGCGAACUCACUGCGGCAGUGUGUACGAUGUCUCAGAGCCUUUAAACUUUCUUAUAGAAAUGGCAUGACAGAACGGGGUCUCCCUUCGGGGGUUAUGAAGGCAGUAGUAUGUUCACACAUACACGUUUUGUUUUAGGUUUUGUAGUUAACAUGUAUUUAUUUUCUUGAAUGUUUUUGUGUCCUCGCUGAAAUUUUAGGUGUAUUUAUUUAAUAGUUAAUAGAGUGAAUGUUACCUGAGCACCUUGGCUCAUCUUUUUUUUCUGUAGGAAGUUAAAAGUACAGUGACUUAAAUAAUACUGUAGUCGUUGGACAAAUCUGAGAGCUUCUGUACUGUGAAAUGACAGAGGACUUUUUAUUUAUUACUACAAGACGAAUCAGACAUUAGAAAGGACUGCAACAUGUAUACUGUGGUUAAUCAGGCGGUAUGACCUCCGGCAAUACACCAUUAGGAGGCACAGUAAAGUAAAACCACGACCACAUUUUUCUAGUUGUGUUAUUAAAGGUUAUACUUGCCAAAAAAUGAGCUGUCUCCCCACACUACCGCUUGCAUAGGUGUUUAUUACAUUGGUCAUUAAGCUUCUGCCAUUCAGGAAGUUGAGUGUUUUAGCAGUGGCCAUAUAGUUUAGGUUUAAGCGUGAGAAACGACUGUUGUGUGUUGCAAAAAAAAGGCCACUUUUCGAUGAAGUCAUUUUGAUUUGUCACAGGCAGGGAGUCCAGUUCAACCAAAAAUCCUGUUCACAGUCCUACACAGUGUUUUCUGGUGUACCUGCUAGAUAUCAGAGGCUCAGUAUGGAGCAUUACCUGUAAGGUUGUCGGGGCUUAGAUGGCAUGCAAUACCUUCUUUUCCUAAACAGUGCACAAGCUUAAAUGAUUUUGUUGUCAGAAAAUCGCUAUUCGGCCCAUAUUUUAUAAAUGUUUUACACGUUCUGCACCUUUAGUUUAUACCGAUGUUUUAUAGAGAAGACGCAUUUUGUUUUGAAAAUCUCAACUUAAUCAGAAUUAUCAGUAUAAAUCGGUUAGAAAUUACAUUUUAACCUACAGUAGAUACAUUUUAUUAAAAAGAAAUGGCCGUAUUUGCUUAAACU
This is a messenger RNA of Epinephelus moara (kelp grouper), 2995 nucleotides long. RefSeq names its product DnaJ (Hsp40) homolog, subfamily C, member 18 (gene dnajc18). Gene Ontology annotation, biological process: cellular response to misfolded protein. The coding region runs from base 512 to 1681 and encodes 389 amino acids. The transcript is spliced from 8 exons. Gene Ontology annotation, molecular function: Hsp70 protein binding. Gene Ontology annotation, cellular component: endoplasmic reticulum membrane. NCBI's taxonomy places the organism in Eukaryota, Metazoa, Chordata, Actinopteri, Perciformes, Serranidae. The record is from RefSeq and is a predicted model, not a curated record.